Messenger RNA from Equus caballus (horse), 2778 nucleotides. It is a transcript of the gene THOC5, whose product is annotated as THO complex subunit 5. NCBI's taxonomy places the organism in Eukaryota, Metazoa, Chordata, Mammalia, Perissodactyla, Equidae. Gene Ontology annotation, biological process: positive regulation of DNA-templated transcription, elongation; mRNA export from nucleus. Gene Ontology annotation, cellular component: THO complex part of transcription export complex. Gene Ontology annotation, molecular function: mRNA binding. The record is from RefSeq and is a predicted model, not a curated record.
GCGCCUCACUUCCGGCCUCCAUGCCUCGCUUCCGGCUGGCCUCUCCUUCCUUCUGCUUCUCUAUGGCUCGCGGGCCGCAGUCGUUCCUGCCGGCGGAAGUGGCUCGCUUUCCCGGGCAGGUUCUGGGCGCCGUGCGGUGUUCAGCAUUAAGAUCACCCGUGUGCCAUCUAAGGCCAGAUCAUCUUCAUCAGCUUCCCCAGUGGAGUGCCUCCUGUGUUACUGUCCACAACGACCCCUGAGGUCUCUGCUGUUUCCUCCUGACCUCAUCAAACAACCAUGUCAUCAGAAUCAAGCAAAAAACGGAAGCCCAAAGUGAUCCGAAGUGAUGGAGCCCCAGCUGAAGGGAAGCGUAAUCGUUCUGACACUGAGCAGGUCAAGCCUGGAAUUCUCGUGGCUCUACAGAACUUGAGUAUCCACGUCAGAUUUAGCUUCAGCAUCCCAAGAAGCAACAAGCCUGUAAUAGACAUGAUUAAUGCAUGAACAGAGAAUGCACUCUAGUAUGGCGUGUCUCCAGUUUUCCUGAUGGUCAGAAGAAGGCAGUCCAUCUGCAGACGCCUCUGGAGCUUUGGCGACGUGGCAUCCCUGGUCUGCUGCAGAGACAGUGUCAGAACCAUAUGCCCGCAGAACAUCUGUAGCCUGAGAGCCCACAUGGAAGGUAAAUACUACAGUGAGGAGGCUGAGGUGGACCUGCGGGACCCAGGCAGAGACUAUGAGCUGUACAAGUACACAUGCCAGGAGCUGCAGAGGCUCAUGGCCGAGAUCCAGGACCUGAAGAGCCGGGGAGGCAAGGAUGUGGCAGUUGAGAUAGAAGAUCGGAGAAUCCAGAGCUGUGUGCAUUUCAUGACUCUGAAGAAGCUUAACCGAUUAGCCCACAUCAGGUUGAAGAAAGGAAGAGAUCAAACCCAUGAGGCCAAGCAGAAAGUAGACGCGUAUCACCUGCAGCUCCAGAACCUGUUGUAUGAGGUGAUGCACCUGCAGAAGGAGAUCACCAAAUGUCUGGAGUUUAAGUCAAAGCACGAAGAAAUUGAUCUGGUCAGUUUAGAGGAGUUUUAUAAGGAGGCUCCUCCAGAUAUCAGCAAGGCUGAAGUCACCAUGGGAGACCCUCACCAGCAAACCCUCGCACGUCUGGACUGGGAACUGGAGCAGCGGAAAAGGCUGGCGGAGAAGUACCGAGAGUGCCUGUCCAACAAGGAGAAGAUCCUCAAGGAGAUCGAGGUGAAGAAGGAGUACCUGAGCAGCCUCCAGCCUCGUCUCAACAGCAUCAUGCAGGCUUCCCUCCCAGUGCAGGAGUACCUGUUUAUGCCAUUCGACCAGGCUCACAAGCAAUAUGAGACAGCCAGACACCUGCCGCCUCCCCUCUAUGUCCUCUUUGUCCAGGCUACUGCAUAUGGUCAGGCUUGUGCUCAUAUGAAAUCCUCCCAGCCCCCUAGACAGGAUAAGACGUUGUCCGUGGCGAUCGAAGGCAGUGUGGAUGAAGCCAAGGCUCUGUUUAAGCCUCCCGAGGACUCUCAAGAUGACGAGAGCGACUCAGAUGCUGAGGAGGAGCAGACCACGAAACGCCGGCGACCCACGCUUGGAGUUCAGUUGGAUGACAAGCGCAAAGAGAUGCUGAAGAGGCACCCACUGUCCGUUAUGCUGGACCUGAAGUGCAAAGAUGACAGUGUGCUUCACCUGACUUUCUACUACCUCAUGAACCUCAACAUCAUGACGGUCAAAGCCAAAGUGACGACUGCCACGGAGCUGAUCACCCCCAUCAGUGCAGGUGACUUGUUGUCUCCUGACUCAGUCCUGAGCUGUUUGUAUCCUGGGGAUCAUGGAAAGAAGACUCCAAAUCCAGCCAAUCAGUAUCAGUUUGACAAAGUUGGCAUCCUGACUUUGAGAGACUACGUACUUGACCUAGGUCACCCCUAUUUGUGGGUACAGAAGCUCGGUGGCCUCCACUUCCCCAAAGAACAGCCCCAGCACACGGUGAUUGCUGACCACUCACUGAGCGCCAGCCACAUGGAGACCACCAUGAAACUGCUGAAGACCAGGGUUCAGUCUCGCCUGGCCCUCCACAAACAAUUUGCGUCCCUGGAACAUGGCAUUGUGCCAGUUACCAGCGAUUGCCAGUACCUUUUCCCUGCAAAGGUUGUCUCUCGCCUGGUGAAGUGGGUGACGAUUGCCCAUGAGGAUUACAUGGAGCUGCAUUUCACCAAAGACAUUGUGGAGGCGGGACUGGCUGGAGACACCAAUCUCUACUACAUGGCUCUCGUGGAAAGAGGCACAGCCAAACUCCAGGCUGCUGUGGUGCUGAAUCCUGGCUACUCCUCCAUCCCACCCAUCUUCCAGCUCUGUCUCAACUGGAAAGGGGAGAAAACCAACAGCAACGAUGACAAUAUUCGGGCCAUGGAGAGCGAGGUCAACGUGUGCUACAAGGAGCUGUGUGGCCCCCGGCCCAGCCAUCAGCUCUUGACCAACCAGCUGCAGCGCCUGUGUGUACUGCUGGACGUCUACCUGGAGACGGAGAGCCACGAUGACAGCGUGGAGGGGCCCAAGGAGUUUCCCCAGGAGAAGAUGUGUCUGCGGCUUUUCAGGGGUCCCAGCAGGAUGAAGCCCUUUAAAUAUAACCAUCCUCAAGGAUUCUUCAGCCAUCGCUGACCUCCCGCUCAGCCUGUUGUUUCCCCCUAGGCCCCAAGUGCUGUGCCUCUGCUGUCUGCUCUGGCCCACACGUGGCUCUUGAUAGUCUCCAAAGACAGGUGUUUUACUUUGAGCCUAUUAAAGUGCUGCCUGACCAAG